Molecule: messenger RNA, 1066 nt
Organism: Carya illinoinensis
Lineage: Eukaryota; Viridiplantae; Streptophyta; Magnoliopsida; Fagales; Juglandaceae
Exons: 3
Coding region: 134-697 (187 amino acids)
Source: RefSeq, a predicted model, not a curated record
AAGUGCGAAGGAGAAGAUGAAGACGAAGACCACGAAGACGUAGACUAGCUGAGUUACGCUGCUGCCGACAACUGCCUCUCUCUCUAUCUCUCUCUCUCUCUCUCUCUCUCUCUCUCUCUCUGUGUCUACGAAUAUGGGAAUGAAUAAUCCAACGGUGUUGAAGGUGGGGUUGGCGGUCAUGGGGCUGUGCAUAGCGGGAUACAUUCUCGGGCCACCCCUCUACUGGCAUUCCAUGGAGGGAUUAGCCGCCGUCAGCCACUCCUCAAAUUCCUGCCCUCCUUGCCAGUGCGACUGUUCAUCUCAGCCUCUCCUCUCCAUCCCCGAAGGAUUGAACAAUGGUUCUUUUGCAGAUUGUGCAAAGCAUGACCCAGAAGUGAGUGAAGACACUGAAAAAAAUUUUGCGGAGCUGUUGACAGAGGAACUGAAGCUUCGGGAAGCUGAGGCUUUGGAAAAUCAGCAGCGUGCUGACAUGGCUCUCCUUGAGGCAAAGAAGAUUACAUCCCAGUAUCAAAAGGAAGCGGAUAAGUGCAGUUCAGGUAUGGAAACAUGUGAGGAAGCAAGAGAGAAAGCUGAAGCAACAUUAGUGGCUCAAAAGAAACUGACAGCCAUGUGGGAGCUGAGAGCACGUCAGAGAGGAUGGAAAGAAGGGAUUGCCAACUCUCAUACUCAAAAUCAGGGAACUGUCCAGACUUCAUAGAAACUCGAUAUUCGCCACAUAAGGAACAAUCUAAGGCUAUUGUUCUAGAAGGUGAAUCUCUGCUGGUUGUGAUAAAUUUUCACUAGCGUCACAUUUUUAUCAUGAUUCUGUUCAUCACCUCAAGCUAUCUAAACUAUUUUUUAUUAUUUGUAGUCAAAUAUAGAAACUUGUCAUGAGGCUUCUGCAAUUUGCCAAUAGCACAAACAUGCACAGAUUUCUCUCUCUCUCUCUCUCCCCAAGUUUAGUUAGAUGUUUCAUUUGUAAGACUAACAGAUUAGACUACUAUAUUGUUCAUUCUUAUUUCAAAGUAAACCAAGAAUUUGUGAUUAAAUGUCAAAAUAGGUGUGAAAUCAAGAAUUUGUGAUUAAA